This is a messenger RNA of Mus musculus (house mouse), 3035 nucleotides long. RefSeq names its product guanylate binding protein 3 (gene Gbp3). Gene Ontology annotation, biological process: cellular response to type II interferon; regulation of defense response. The coding region runs from base 472 to 2514 and encodes 680 amino acids. The record is from RefSeq and is a predicted model, not a curated record. Gene Ontology annotation, molecular function: GTPase activity; GTP binding. Gene Ontology annotation, cellular component: cytoplasm; Golgi membrane; perinuclear region of cytoplasm. The transcript has 12 exons. Lineage: Eukaryota; Metazoa; Chordata; Mammalia; Rodentia; Muridae.
UCCCUGGAAAACACAAGAAAGGGAGGAGAAAGGGCUUUUCUGCUGGGGGGAAGUCCAGUCGUCGCCUUUGGCUCGAAUUCACAGCCUGAGUUCAGGUUGUAUAAUGACUGCUAUUUUCUCCUGCUGCAUCUGAGGGAGCAUUUCCUCUGAAAUGUGUGGAGGGAAAGGAGGAGGCCACACUGCUGAUUUAGACUGCAGUCUAAAUCCAAGAGGGCAGGGGACCCAGAAAACGCAAUGACAAUCAUUGAUUAGUAGUGUUCCCUGCCCUCAACGACUGACUGAGUCAUCAAGCAAGGAGCAUGGUUUCGAUUUCAGUUCCUUUUAUCUCAAUUUGUGUUUGGGCGGCUGUUACUUUGCCACUUCUAACAGUGGCUGCUCCAAGGAGCCUGGAGCAGUAGGAAGCUCAGGGAAAGAACUAAGUUGGCUGAGGACUGUCCCUGUUACAGAGCCAGUGCCUGGGUGAGUAACCACAUGUGUUUCUCUCAACAGACGCUGCCGGCGAAAUUGCCAGGACAUCUCCAUUCUGGGGUGGCAGACUCACCCUGGUGGGCAAGCCAGUGCAAGCUGCAGACCUCACAGGGUCUUGUGGCCAUUUGCAGAGCGCCACCUGGCGGGCCAAGCGUGCAUGGUUCUGCAGCUUCCGAGUGGACCAUGGAGGCACCCAUUUGUCUGGUGGAAAAUUGGAAAAAUCAGCUGACAGUAAAUCUGGAAGCCAUAAGGAUUCUUGAGCAGAUAGCACAGCCUCUGGUGGUGGUGGCCAUUGUUGGUUUAUAUCGUACAGGGAAGUCCUACCUCAUGAAUCGUCUUGCAGGACGGAACCAUGGCUUCUCCUUGGGCUCCACAGUGCAAUCCGAAACCAAGGGUAUCUGGAUGUGGUGUGUGCCCCAUCCCACCAAGCCAACACACACCCUGGUCCUUUUGGACACUGAAGGCCUUGGUGAUGUAGAAAAGGGUGACCCUAAGAAUGACUCGUGGAUCUUCGCCCUGGCUGUGCUUCUGAGCAGCACCUUUGUCUACAACAGCAUGAGCACCAUCAACCAGCAGGCCCUGGAGCAGCUGCAUUUUGUGACUGAAUUAACACAGCUAAUCCGGGCAAAAUCGAGCCCCAGAGAGGACAAAGUGAAGGACUCCAGUGAGUUUGUAGGUUUCUUCCCAGACUUUAUCUGGGCUGUUCGAGAUUUUGCUCUGGAGCUGAAGUUAAAUGGUCGGCCCAUCACAGAAGAUGAGUACCUGGAGAAUGCCCUGAAGCUGAUCCAAGGAGACAAUCUCAAAGUCCAACAGUCCAACAUGACCAGAGAAUGUAUCAGAUAUUUUUUUCCGGUACGGAAGUGCUUUGUCUUUGACAGGCCCACAAGCGACAAACGUUUAUUGCUCCAAAUUGAAAAUGUUCCAGAAAACCAACUGGAACGGAAUUUCCAGGUUGAAUCAGAAAAAUUCUGUUCCUACAUCUUCACCAACGGCAAGACCAAGACUCUGAGAGGGGGAGUCAUUGUCACAGGAAAUCGGCUGGGGACUUUGGUGCAGACCUAUGUGAAUGCCAUCAACAGUGGGACUGUGCCUUGUCUGGAGAACGCAGUGACAACCCUGGCCCAGCGUGAGAACUCCAUAGCUGUGCAGAAGGCAGCUGACCACUACAGUGAGCAGAUGGCCCAGCGAAUGAGGCUCCCCACAGACACGCUCCAGGAGCUGCUGACUGUGCAUGCAGCCUGUGAGAAGGAAGCCAUUGCUGUCUUCAUGGAGCACUCCUUCAAGGAUGAUGAGCAGGAGUUCCAGAAGAAGCUGGUGGUCACCAUAGAGGAAAGGAAGGAAGAGUUCAUACGACAGAACGAAGCAGCAUCUAUUCGUCACUGCCAGGCUGAACUGGAGAGGCUUUCAGAGUCCCUGAGGAAGAGCAUCUCCUGUGGAGCUUUCUCUGUUCCUGGGGGUCACAGCCUCUACUUAGAAGCCAGGAAGAAGAUUGAGCUGGGCUACCAGCAAGUGCUGAGGAAGGGAGUGAAGGCAAAAGAGGUUCUCAAGAGUUUCCUACAGUCACAGGCUAUUAUGGAGGACUCUAUCUUGCAGUCAGACAAAGCUCUUACAGAUGGAGAGAGAGCCAUAGCAGCUGAGCGGACAAAGAAGGAAGUGGCUGAGAAGGAACUAGAGCUGCUGAGGCAGAGACAGAAGGAGCAAGAGCAAGUGAUGGAGGCUCAGGAGAGAAGCUUCCGAGAAAACAUUGCUAAACUUCAGGAGAAGAUGGAGAGCGAAAAGGAGAUGCUGCUGAGGGAGCAGGAGAAGAUGCUGGAGCACAAGCUGAAGGUCCAAGAAGAACUGCUUAUUGAAGGAUUCAGAGAGAAAUCUGAUAUGUUAAAGAAUGAAAUAAGUCACCUGAGAGAAGAGAUGGAAAGAACAAGAAGGAAACCCUCACUGUUUGGUCAAAUCCUUGACACCAUUGGCAAUGCGUUCAUUAUGAUUUUACCAGGAGCUGGUAAACUAUUUGGUGUGGGGCUGAAAUUCCUCGGCUCACUAAGUAGUUAGUCUAAAGAGUUUCUGGGAAGGAAUUUAUAAAAUCCAGGCUUCUGUUAUUUUGAUACCAAACUUUUUGCUGUGAUUUUUAAGUACACAUUCUAGUUUAAUAACCACGGUUACAAAGAAAGUAAGAACUUCCAUUAAUAGCUAAAUUGUCAGAUACUGCUUCCUCGGAGUCUAAUUCUGUGUCAGUUCAUUACCUAUUAUAUUUAAGGUUAAAGAUACAAACCAAUGAUUGAAGAAUAUAAGGGUCUGGCGUCCAUAAAUCCUGUCAAAUUUCAGUGAUGUUAUCUAAAUAAUAAAGAGGGAGGCCAGUCAGAAUAUAGUGAAAUUAUUUCUAGAAAAGAUGUAAGUAAAUCAAACAGAAACAUGGCCAAAUGAAGACACAUUGGCAUAUGUAUCCCAGUUGUACACUACAGAUAAAUUGUUAAAAAGAGCUCUUGUUAAAACGCACAAGUGGGUUUUCAUAAGAGAAUGUAUGAGGAAAAUGUUUGAUUGAUAAUAAAAGGCAUGCAGAUUAAAAUAAUGAA